AUGACGGCGCGCGGCGCGCGACGAUGCGCGACGACGCGCCGAGCGUCGACGCCGGAGGCGCGGGAGGCGAGCGAUGGGAGCUUUGAGUGGUAUCGCGAGCCGCAACGCGUGGCGACGGCGUGCGCGUGGGUGGCGCUCGGGUCGUUCGCGACCUUCGGGGCGCCGAGCGGGACGUCGGCGUUCGAUUUAGAGCUCGUGAAAUCGCUCGUGAGCGCACCGUUCACGGGGGCGGUGAACCCGUUGUUCGAGGCGUUGUUCAAUUCGCUGGGCGUCGUUCCGGCGACGUACGCGUGCUUGAUGAUGCCCGGCGCGAAGGGGAAUAAGUCGCCGUUUCCCGCGGCGCUGUGCGUCGGCGCGAGCUUUGCCCUCGGCUUUUUCGCGCUCGGACCGUAUUUGGUGACUCGCGAGCCGCGAACGAGGGUGAAGAGGAGCGAAUUAGGAUUCGUGACGAGAAAUAUUUGGGAGAGCAAGCUCAACGCGGCGGCGUUGUUAGGAUUCGCGGCGUAUCUGGCCUUUUACGGCGCCUCGAACGUGACGCCUGACACGCUCGCCGGUUUCGCCACGCUUUUCAAAGAGCAAUCCAUGCUCGCGUGCGUGAGCACGUGCGACUUGAUCGUCCUCUCGCUGUGCGUGGCGCCCGCCAUCGCCGAGGACAUGCGUCGCAGAGACGUCGACGACGCCAACGCCCUCGCGUUCGCCAGCGUCCCCGUCCUCGGUCCGGCGUGCUGGCUUCUCGUGCGUCCAUCGUUAGAGGAUUAA
This is a messenger RNA of Ostreococcus lucimarinus CCE9901, 759 nucleotides long. RefSeq lists its product with no specific name. Lineage: Eukaryota; Viridiplantae; Chlorophyta; Mamiellophyceae; Mamiellales; Bathycoccaceae. Bases 1 to 759 code for a protein of 252 amino acids. The record is from RefSeq and is a predicted model, not a curated record. The transcript has a single exon.